ACUGUAUCUUUUUAUUCAUUAACAUCUUUCGCUUUCAGACAAAUGCUGUAAAGAUGAAAUUAAUUUUCUUUGUUGCGCUCUUCUCUUUUGCUUUGAUCUUCAUAAAGCCAUGUGCAGGCCAAGACUUGAUUAUCGGACAACCUAUUCCAAUUCCUGCAGCCAAUGGUUUCGAUUGUACUAACAGAACUCAGGCAUUCUGUAGUACAUGUAACUCAAUUGUCUUUUGCAUGGGUGAAAAUCAGUUAACAACAGUUUGCACAGGUACUAAUAGGUACUGUUACGAUAACAGCGGAACACAAGAUGCAGUUUGUGUUGCUGAUGAAAACGCUAAUGUCAAUUGUCUGCCUUCAAUCAAAUUUGUCUGCACAGAUGUAGGAUUCUUCCCAAAUCCAACUGAUUGUACCAAAUUUUACUAUUGCUCUGCUGUAAAUGGUCAAGCUCAGCCAUAUUCAUGCGGAGCUCCAGGAUGGGUCUAUACCGGUUCAGGUAUUACCUGCAAGAAACAGGUUCACACCAAGGACUGUGCAAUACUUGACUGCCUUAAAUCUCCUGGGGGAACCAUUGCCUAUGCAGCAGAUCCGACAGUAUUUGCUGUAUGUGGAGGUAUUCAACCUGAUGGAAGUCAAGAUAUGUUCGUUUUCCGUUGCAAGUACGGAGAAGUUUACGAUUCAGCAAAGAAAAAUUGUGCAUUUAAGUGUUCGGCUGAAGGGUACUUUGCUAAUGGACGAGACCCUAAUUCCUACUACUUAUGCUACCGGGUUGGCAUUUCCAUUGAAUAUAUCCUGAUAACCUGUCCUCUAGGACUGAAGUUCGAUGCCGUACGAAAGGAAUGUGUUACUUAAUCCUGCAUAGUGUUGAUCAUAAAUUUUCUUAUUUGUGGAUACAUGUAAAAUAAUCAAAAAUCAAAAAAAUAUUA
Molecule: messenger RNA, 916 nt
Organism: Phlebotomus papatasi
Lineage: Eukaryota; Metazoa; Arthropoda; Insecta; Diptera; Psychodidae
Exons: 3
Coding region: 54-842 (262 amino acids)
Cellular component (GO): extracellular region
Molecular function (GO): chitin binding
Source: RefSeq, a predicted model, not a curated record